GUCACUGUCAUCUAGACUACUGUCAUUAGUGUCACUCUAUCCGUGUCUGUCAAAGUACCAAAAUGGCGUCGGUCCUGAAAUUUUCGAAAUCUUUCUCAAAUUUGAGAAAAUUUGACAAUAUAAUAAAGACCUCCAGUAACAAAAUAAGAGGCGCAGCUACUAAAGCUGAAGCUAAAACUGUCGUUCUUAAUGUUCCACCUACCAGAGUUACUACUUUAUCAAAUGGAUUAAGAGUUGCAAGUGAAGAUUGGGGCUCCCAAACCGCCACCGUGGGUAUCUGGAUAGAUGCUGGAAGUAGAUAUGAAGAUGAUAGCAACAAUGGAGUUGCUCAUUUCAUGGAACACAUGGCUUUUAAGGGCACUAGUAAAAGAACUCAAGGCCAAUUGGAAAUUGAAAUCGAAGAUUUAGGUGCGCAACUUAACGCUUACACCAGCAGAGAACAAACCGUAUACUACUCCAAAUGUUUGGCUAAAGAUGUACCGAAAGCCAUCGAAAUAUUGGCUGACAUCAUUCAAAAUGCCAAACUUGGAGAAUCGGAGAUUGAACGCGAACGUGGGGUAAUUUUAAGAGAGAUGCAAGAAGUUGAGUCUAACUUGCAAGAGGUUGUAUUUGAUCAUCUACAUUCCACUGCUUAUCAAGGAACCCCGUUGGCUAACACAAUUUUGGGGCCUACUGCUAAUAUAAGAUCGAUCAAUGCGAAGGACCUUAGGAGCUAUCUUGACAACCAUUAUAAAGCAUCUAGGGUUGUUGUGGCAGGUGCUGGAGGUAUCAAUCAUGAUGAAUUGGUGAAACUGACUGAACAAGCACUUGGUUCACUAAACAACAACUAUCCCGGAAAAGUUCCCGAAAUCGCACCAUGUCGUUUCACCGGCUCAGAAAUCCGAAUUAGAGACGAUUCUCUCCCUCUAGCUCACGUCGCUUUAGCCGUUGAAGGUGCAGGAUGGACCGAUCCGGAUACUUUGACUUUGAUGGUCGCCUCGACCCUUUUGGGAGCUUGGGACAGAUCGCAAGCUUCGGCUAAGCAAAACGCCACCAAUUUAGCCAGAGCCAGCGGCGAAGGGGACUUGUGUCAUUCGUAUCAAAGUUUUAAUACUUGUUACAAGGAUACUGGAUUAUGGGGUGUGUAUUUCGUAUCAGAUCCUCUGAAACUUGAUGAUAUGGUGUUCAAUAUCCAACAGGAAUUCAUGAGAUUGUGCACGAGUGUAACAGAAGCUGAAGUAGAACGUGCUAAGGCUCUUUUAACAGCCAAUACCCUCUUGCAACUCGAUACAACCAGCGCUGUAUGUGAAGAUAUUGGUGAGUGUAUUUUUGUUUAUCCUUUGGAUCUUCUUGUUAUAACUUUAAUCUGUCUUUAG
Psylliodes chrysocephalus is the source of this 1355-nucleotide messenger RNA. NCBI's taxonomy places the organism in Eukaryota, Metazoa, Arthropoda, Insecta, Coleoptera, Chrysomelidae. The record is from the annotation of a GenBank genome assembly.